Messenger RNA from Perognathus longimembris pacificus (Pacific pocket mouse), 5706 nucleotides. RefSeq names its product insulin receptor (gene Insr). The record is from RefSeq and is a predicted model, not a curated record. Gene Ontology annotation, biological process: positive regulation of phosphatidylinositol 3-kinase/protein kinase B signal transduction; multicellular organism development; protein autophosphorylation. Lineage: Eukaryota; Metazoa; Chordata; Mammalia; Rodentia; Heteromyidae. Gene Ontology annotation, cellular component: insulin receptor complex; axon; membrane. Bases 449 to 4618 code for a protein of 1389 amino acids. The transcript has 22 exons. Gene Ontology annotation, molecular function: insulin receptor substrate binding; phosphatidylinositol 3-kinase binding; ATP binding.
GGUCGCGUUGUUUACGGCCGAGCCGCGCUUGCUCCGCCGCCCGCCGCCCGCGCCGCCCUCGGUCCCCGGGUCCACAAUCGGCCUUGGAGCGAGCGGGGCCACGAGCCGGGAAGUCCCGGGCGCGCAGCACCGAGCUUCGGGCCUGGAGAUCGCGGGACGGGCCGCGGGCCGCAGGGGUUUGGUGGGGAUCGAGGAGGAGCCCUCGUUUUCUUCGGGCCGCGCCAUUCUGUGAUUAUUUUAUUUUUAUUUUACUUUUGUUUGGGGAGCCUUCGAGGCCGCGCGCCCUUCCCGGGGCUCCCGGGGCUCCCCUACCCCCAGGUACCUUCUCCGCGUGUGCUUUUAUUUUUCGGGGGGAGCUUCAUCCCGAAAGCGUCUCUCAGCUGCUGGCCACGGAGCAUGACCCCCGCGGGAGGGCGCCGCGCGCUCUGAUCGCGGGGGACCCCGCGCCAUGGGUCCCGGGGGUCGGCGGGGGGCGUCGGCCGCGCCGCCGCCACCGCCCCUGUUGCUGCUGGCGGUGGCCGCGCUGUUGGCGGGCGCCGCGGGCCACCUGUACCCCGGAGAGGUGUGUCCAGGCAUGGAUAUUCGGAAUAACCUCACCAGGUUGCAUGAGUUGGAGAAUUGUUCCGUCAUCGAAGGCCAUUUGCAGAUUCUUUUGAUGUUUAAAACGAGACCUGAAGAUUUCCGAGACCUCAGUUUCCCCAAACUCAUCAUGAUCACUGAUUACUUGCUGCUUUUCCGGGUGUAUGGGCUGGAGAGUCUGAAGGACUUGUUCCCCAAUCUCACAGUCAUCCGGGGAUCACGUCUCUUCUUCAAUUACGCUCUGGUGAUCUUCGAGAUGGUUCAUCUCAAGGAACUUGGCCUGUACAAUCUCAUGAACAUCACCCGGGGAUCUGUCCGCAUUGAGAAGAACAACGAGCUCUGCUACUUGGCCACCAUUGACUGGUCCCGAAUCCUGGACUCUGUGGAGGACAAUUAUAUUGUCCUGAACAAGGAUGACAAGGAAGAGUGUGGUGAUAUUUGUCCUGGCACUGGGAAGGGCAAAGCCAACUGCCCUGCCACCGUCAUCAAUGGGCAUUUUGUUGAGCGAUGUUGGACUCAUAGCCACUGCCAGAAAGUGUGCCCGACCAUCUGCAAGUCGCAUGGCUGCACGGCCGACGGCCUGUGCUGUCACAGCGAGUGUCUGGGGAACUGCUCAGCACCUGACGACCCCAGCAAGUGCGUGGCCUGCCGCAACUUCUACCUAGAAGGCCGCUGCGUGCCCAUCUGCCCCCCACCCUACUACCACUUCCAAGACUGGCGCUGCGUCAACUUCAGCUUCUGCCUGGACCUUCACAACAAGUGCAAGAACUCGCGGAGGCCGGGCUGCCACCAGUAUGUGAUCCACGAGGACAAGUGCAUCCCCGAGUGUCCGUCCGGGUACACCAUGAACUCCACCAACUUGAUGUGUACCCCAUGCCUAGGGCCUUGUCCCAAGAUCUGUCAUCUCCUUGAAGGUGAGAAGACAAUUGACUCAGUGACUUCAGCUCAGGAGCUCCGAGGCUGUACGGUUGUCAACGGCAGCCUGAUCAUCAACAUCCGAGGAGGCAACAACCUGGCGGCUGAGCUCGAGGCCAACCUUGGCCUCAUAGAGGAAAUUUCUGGGUACCUAAAAAUUCGGCGCUCCUACGCACUCGUCUCCCUGUCCUUCUUCCGGAAGCUGCGUCUGAUUCGAGGGGAGACCUUGGAAGUAGGGAAUUACUCCUUCUAUGCGCUGGACAACCAGAAUCUGAGGCAACUCUGGGACUGGAGCAAGCACAACCUCACCAUCAUUCAUGGGAAACUCUUCUUCCACUAUAACCCCAAACUUUGCUUGUCCGAAAUUCACAAGAUGGAAGAAGUUUCUGGAACCAAGGGGCGCCAGGAGAGAAAUGACAUCGCCCUAAAGACCAAUGGGGACCAGGCCUCCUGUGAAAAUGAAUUACUUAAGUUUUCCUUCAUCCGCACAUCAUCUGACAAGAUUAUGCUGAGGUGGGAGCCCUACUGGCCCCCCGAUUUCCGAGACCUCUUGGGGUUCAUGCUCUUCUACAAAGAAGCUCCUUACCAGAACGUGACAGAGUUUGAUGGACAGGACGCCUGUGGCUCCAACAGCUGGACGGUGGUGGACAUUGACCCGCCCCAAAGAUCCAACGACCCCAAGUCCCAGAAACACCCUGGCUGGCUGAUGCGUGGCCUCAAACCCUGGACCCAGUACGCCAUCUUUGUCAAAACCCUGGUCACCUUUUCUGAUGAACGCCGGACCUAUGGGGCCAAGAGCGACAUCAUCUAUGUGCAAACAGAUGCCACCAACCCUUCUGUCCCUCUGGACCCCAUCUCUGUUUCCAACUCCUCAUCCCAGAUCAUUUUGAAGUGGAAGCCCCCAUCGGACCCCAAUGGCAACAUCACGCACUACCUAGUGUAUUGGCAGAGGCAGGUGGAAGACAGUGAGCUCUUCGAGCUGGAUUACUGCCUCAAAGGGUUGAAGUUACCCUCCAGGAUGUGGUCCCCACCAUUUGAGUCCAAGGACUCUCAGAAGAACAACCAGAGUGAGUAUGACGACGCGGCCAGUGAGUGCUGCUCUUGUCCCAAGACCGACUCUCAGAUCUUGAAGGAGCUAGAAGAGUCCUCCUUCCGGAAGACCUUCGAGGACUACCUGCACAACGUGGUGUUUGUCCCCAGAAAAGCCUCUUCAGGCAAUGGUGUAGAAGAUUCUAGGCCAUCGAGGAAGCGCAGGUCUCUCGGAGAUGUGGUGAAUGUGACUAUGAUGGCGCCCGUCAUCCCGAUUUUCCCCAACGUCUCUUCCACCGUCGUGCCCACCACCCAGGAGCCGCCCAGGCCCUUUGAGAAGGUUGUGAACAAGGAGUCGCUGGUCAUCUCCGGCCUGCGGCACUUCACUGGCUAUCGCAUCGAGUUGCAGGCCUGCAACCAAGACGCCCCGGAGGAGAGGUGCAGCGUGGCCGCCUAUGUCAGCGCCAGGACCAUGCCUGAAGCCAAAGCGGAUGACAUCGUCGGCCCCGUCACCCACGAAAUCUUCGAGAACAACGUUGUGCACUUGACCUGGCAGGAGCCCAAGGAGCCCAACGGCCUGAUCGUGCUCUACGAAGUUAGCUACCGGCGGUACGGCGACGAGGAGCUUCACCUCUGUGUCUCCCGAAAGCAUUUCUCCCUGGAGCGGGGAUGCCGGCUGCGAGGGCUCCCUCCUGGCAACUACAGUGUGCGCAUCCGGGCCACCUCGUUAGCUGGCAAUGGAUCCUGGACUGAACCCACUUAUUUCUAUGUAACAGAUUAUUUAGACGUCCCAUCCAACCUUGCGAAAAUCAUCAUUGGCCCACUCAUCUUUGUCUUCCUUUUCAGUGGUGUGAUUGGAAGCAUUUACCUGUUCCUCAGAAAGAGGCAGCCGGAUGGGCCAAUGGGACCAUUAUAUGCUUCUUCAAAUCCUGAAUAUCUCAGUGCCAGUGAUGUGUUUCCAUGUUCUGUGUACGUGCCGGAUGAAUGGGAGGUGCCCCGCGACAAGAUCACGCUUCUGCGGGAGCUGGGCCAGGGCUCCUUCGGCAUGGUAUACGAGGGCAAUGCCAAGGACAUCAUCAAGGGCGAGGCGGAGACCCGCGUGGCAGUGAAGACAGUCAACGAGGCGGCCAGUCUGCGGGAGCGCAUCGAGUUCCUCAACGAGGCCUCGGUCAUGAAGGGCUUCACCUGCCACCACGUGGUCCGCCUCCUGGGCGUGGUGUCCAAGGGCCAGCCCACACUGGUGGUGAUGGAACUGAUGGCUCAAGGAGACUUGAAGAGCUACCUCCGAUCUCUGAGGCCAGAUGCUGAGAACAACCCUGGUCGCCCACCCCCUACCCUGCAAGAGAUGAUUCAGAUGGCAGGAGAGAUUGCUGAUGGCAUGGCUUACCUGAAUGCCAAGAAGUUUGUGCAUCGAGACCUGGCUGCACGAAACUGCAUGGUUGCCCACGAUUUUACUGUCAAAAUUGGAGACUUUGGAAUGACCAGAGACAUCUACGAAAUGGAUUACUAUCGGAAGGGGGGCAAGGGCCUGUUGCCUGUGCGGUGGAUGGCACCCGAGUCCCUGAAGGAUGGUGUCUUCACUGCUUCUUCUGAUAUGUGGUCUUUUGGUGUGGUCCUCUGGGAAAUCACCAGUUUAGCAGAACAGCCUUACCAAGGCCUGUCUAAUGAACAAGUUUUGAAAUUCGUCAUGGACGGAGGGUACCUAGAUCAGCCUGACAAUUGUCCGGAGAGAGUCACCAACUUGAUGCACAUGUGUUGGCAAUUCAACCCCAAAAUGCGACCGACCUUCCUGGAGAUCGUUAACCUGCUCAAGGAUGACCUGCACCCUAGCUUUCCAGAAGUUUCUUUUUUCCACAGCGAGGAGAACAAAGGUCCAGAGAAUGAGGAGCUGGAGAUGGAGUUUGAGGGGGACAUGGAAAAUGUACCCUUGGAUCGGUCCUCGCACUGUCAGAGGGAGGAGGCCGGGGCCCGGGAGGGCGGAGGGUCCUCCCUGGGGCUGAAGCGGAGUUAUGAAGAGCAUAUCCCUUACACCCACAUGAAUGGAGGCAAGAAGAAUGGGAGGAUUCUGACUCUGCCCAGAUCAAAUCCUUCCUAACAGUGCCAGAAAAGGGGGGGGGAGGGGAGCAGGGGCGCCCAUUCGCCAUGACCUCUGGGUUUGACGCCUCCAGAAACCUCAGGAUUCUCCUAACUCUGCCCCCUGUGACCCAGGGCUCAGAGAUCGCUGGGAAGCGUUUUUUCUAUUCCUCUUUUUGAUUGCUGCCUGCGGGGAGGGGGGGGGGGGAGCGAACUCUGAGCCCAGAGACAGUGUGUGUGGGGGAGGUUCCCACAGCUGCUGCCCUUUUUUGGCCUCCACAAUUUCAAACCAGGAUUUUCUUCUUCUUUCUCUGGUGUUUUUCUAGUAGAUGAAAAGAAAACUUCUGUUUUUGUUUUCUUUUACAUUUUUUCCCCUCUUUCUUCUUAGCUAGUGUCUGAGCUUAUACCAUAAGAGAUAAACUGUGUUUGUGAAACAGAUGUUUGCAAGCAAAACAAAAAAAAAAAAAAAAAAAAAAAGAAAGAGAAACAACAACUGUUCCAGGAGAAUUCCAAACUUUGCAGGGUGGGGCCUUUAAGAAGGAUUUAAUUUUAUUAUUAUUAUUAUUAUUAUUAUUAUUAUUAAUUAUUUGUGUGUCUUGUUCACAAAAUCAAGUUCCUCAAGUUGACCAAUAGCUGCUGCUCUUUUGCUCUUUUCUGACUUUUGACAGAAGGAGGUGACAUCCUGGCACGUGGGCACAGCAUGCACGCAUGCACACACAUGCAUCCGUGUAAUUUAUGCAGUGUUUCUGUGCACGAGUCUGCGUGGAUGUGCCCAGUGUGUCCAGGCUAGGGCACUCUGCGCAUGUUCAAGAGAGUUUCAAACUGGGUGGCCCGGCUUUUGGAAAUGAGGUUUUUCAGGCAGGGUUGUGUCUUGGCCAGUUAGAAGCUGGUGUCCAUCACCUCCGCUUUCUUCUUUACUGGUACAGUGUGACCUCUACACUUCCUUCUGGAAGUCUUGCCACAGGUAUCUUUUCUCCCCCUGGGUGACAAAAAAUGGGUUUGGAAGGAAAUGAAGAAAAGCUUGGAUUGAUCAGAAGACCAAACCAAGUCAAAACAAAAACAACAAAAUUAAUCAUCAAAAGAGGAAGAAAAAGGAAAGGAAAAAAAAGA